Molecule: messenger RNA, 1793 nt
Organism: Funneliformis geosporum
Lineage: Eukaryota; Fungi; Glomeromycota; Glomeromycetes; Glomerales; Glomeraceae
Source: the annotation of a GenBank genome assembly
AUGAUGAUCCCGAUUACCGUGAUACUCCAUUAGUUUCUCAAGUUAUAAAACCUUCGGUUAGGACAGUCACUCCUCCUGAACAACGCAGAAGUUCAGGAGGAAGAGGAGGUUCAUUUAAUAGGAACCAAUAUCAACAACAUUCUGGUUACCAAAGUUAUCAUAAUUCUCAAAAUCAUCAACAUCAACAACAUAGAAAUUAUAAUUAUUCUAAUUAUAAUUCAAAUAGAUAUGGUCAACAAAAACAAUUAUCGCCACGUUCACCACAAGCUCCACUAUCUUAUACAAAAGAAGAGCGGCUUAGAGAAGAUCAUCAUCGAACUCCUACUCAAGAGCAACAAUCUCCUCCACCUUCUGUUCCAGUAUUAUCCUCCUCCUCCUCAUCUUCGAUUGUUUUACCUUCUUUAUCAAGUUUUUCUCAAUUAUCAUUUGUACCAUCAUCUUCUACUACCCUUCCUCCUAUUCAUCAAAUUUCUGAUGGUGAACAAUCUUAUCCUACAAGAGAUCAAAAUAUUGCUUUGCCUCAAAUAAUACAAUUACCUAAACAAAAUGUUGAUUUUAUCUCUUGUAAUAUUCCUUAUGAAGAAAAAAGGAUUAUUGAGGGAUUAAAUAUGGCUGCCGGCCAAGUUAACGAACCCGACUUUAAUCUAUUUUGUGAUUCUAAAAUCGUAUAUAAUCUUCUAGCAAAGAAGAAUAGCAUGGAAGAUAUAUCACAUGAAAAAUUUACUGAAGCAAGACAAAAAUCAAAUCCAUAUGAAAAAGUGGGUAAUUCAAUUUUUAUGAAUAGAGCUGCUGUAAAAUUAGCAUGUUUAGAUUCUUUAGUCGGCCUUACGGGAAUUAAAAGAUAUGAUCCAGUUAAAGAAUCUGUAUUUUUGUUUGCGGAUUUAUGUGGGGGACCAGGAGGAUUUACAGAAUAUUUGUUAUCGCGUAAACAAUCUUGGGGAGAAAAGGUUUUUGGAUGGGGAAUUACUUUAAAAAAUUCGCAGGAUUUUGAUUUUAAUAGGUUUCAUCAUGAAACUAUGCCAGAAAGUCAUUUUAAACCAUGUUAUGGAAUUGACGACACAGGUGAUUUAUAUAAGGAAGAAAAUAUUAGAGAUUUUGCAAAAGUUGUAAAAAAAGAAACUCAAGAAGGUGGCGUAGAUUUAGUGACAGCUGAUGGGGGAUUUGAUGUAAAAGGACAGGAACGAUAUCAAGAAAGUCUUUUAAAACAACUGAUAUUAUGUCAAGUGAUUACAAUGUUUAUGACGCUCCGAAAAAAUGGUGAUUUUGUAUUAAAAGUAUUUGAUAUAUUUACACCAUUUACUGGAGGUAUUGUAUGGAUAUUAUAUCGUCAUUUUGAAAAACUUUGUAUAAUUAAACCAUUAUCAAGUAGACCUGCAAAUUCAGAAAAAUAUAUAAUUUGUCGAAAUCUACGAGAGAAUAAUCCAGCAAUAAUAGAUUAUUUAUUCAAAGUUAACAGGAAAUUUAAUGAAAUAAAAUAUACAACAAUGAAUAAAUCAACUUUAUCUCCAACAACUACAUCAUCAUCAUCACUUAAUCAAUUAUUAACACAAGAUUAUCAACAAAUACCAACGCCGAAGGAAGAUAUAAAUGAAAUUAUUGAUUUUUCAGAAAUCAAUAAAGAUCAAGGAUUUUUGGAAUAUAUUAAACGAAAGAAUAUUGAAAUAGCUAAGGAUCAGAUUGAAGCUAUCAAACAAUUAAUGAAAUUCGUUGAUAAUCCAGAAAUGAAACCACUUAAUCAAGAAGAAUAUAGAAGACUUUGUUUGCAAGAAUGGAGUUUACCAAACGAAGAAUAA